AUGGCUGAGCUCGUCCCCCCCGGCGCGUGGGACACGCACAUCCACGUCUUCGACCCCGACAAAUUCCCCUAUGCCGUCCCCCGGUCGUACACGCCCAAGGCCGCGCCGCUGGCCGACUAUCCGGCCUCGAUAACCGGGUGCAAGAACAUUGUCGUCGUGCACGCGUCCAUGCAAGGGUCGUCGCCCGCGCCGCUGCUCGACACGCUCAGCAAGAAGACGGCCAUCGACAGCUCGGGCAACAGCUGCCUGCGCGGCCUGGCCACCAUCGACGUCGACAGCAUCACCGACGAGGAGCUGGACAAGCUGCACGCCGCCGGCGUCCGCGGCGCGCGCCUACACGAGAUGUCCUGGGGCCACGGCACGCAGAGCGAAGGCAGCGACAUCAUCGCCAAAGUCAGCAAGCUGGCCACGCGCCUGGCGCGGCUGGGCUGGGCGAUUGGCAUCUUCUGCCCUUUGCGGGCCUGGGCCGCCAUGGCAGACUUCAUCCGCACGAAGCUGGACCCGCGCAUCCAGCUGGUCGCCGACCACUUUGGGGGCACAUUUCCCGGUGAAGAAAACUCAGCUGACUUCGCGACCUUCCUCGACCUGAUCCGCGAGAAGCGUCUCUGGGUGAAGAUCUCUGGCUUCGAGCGGCUCUACCACGGCCAUCCCGAGGGCAUCGAGGCGCUGACGCCCAUCGCCAAAGCCAUCAUUGCCGCGGGGCCAGACCGCAUCGUCUUCGGCACUGACUGGCCGCAUACGCAGUUGGGGGUCUCCCGCAAGGGGAAGACGGAUGAGCAGCGCCUGAAUGAUGUCGAGGACUUCCGAGACGUCGACGAUGCGGCGCAUAUCAGAAAGGUGCGCGAGUGGAUUCCGGAUGACGAGACGUGGCAGAAGCUGUGGGUGACGAAUCCGCAGAGGUUGUUUGGGUAG
Messenger RNA from Rasamsonia emersonii CBS 393.64, 912 nucleotides. Its product is annotated as 2-pyrone-4,6-dicarboxylate lactonase. Gene Ontology annotation, molecular function: hydrolase activity. The transcript has a single exon. The record is from RefSeq and is a predicted model, not a curated record. Lineage: Eukaryota; Fungi; Ascomycota; Eurotiomycetes; Eurotiales; Trichocomaceae. The coding region runs from base 1 to 912 and encodes 303 amino acids.